UAUUUUGCCCAGCUGGUGUCUGUGAAGCUUGUUGUAGCAACAGCAGUCGUCAGGGGAGGGGACUGGAGAGAGGGGCAUGUAGCUGUGGAUAGGGGAAACAAUAGAACAACAAUCUACAAUCCUUCAAACACAGACACACAGACUGGACAGGAAGACUGGCAGAAAUCCACAGCAGGCACUAGAAACCAAAAACACCAACAGACUCAAACCGGUAAUCAAGGUCUCCUAGUGACUGACUGAUGGAUUCUACUGUCGCACCCGAGACCGAAAGUAAAGCUGCACGGGCCAGGGAGAUGGACUGUCUGUGGAAUCUAUCCCCGGACUUAGGACUGUCGCCGGUUUCUGACCUCUCGAUCAACAUGGGAAACCUAUCCUUUGAAGAAAGCACCACCCCCAGGAGAAAACUGCAGCUGUCCCCGGAGCUCCUGCCUCCAAGCCCCACUCCAGCAAGCAACGUUUCCCCGGAGACGCAGACGCUGACAGGCUGCAUUGUUCCACAAGAACCCAGCGAGAAGAGAAACGGGGGGAGGCGUAUAAGUCCUAAGAACUCUAUGCCUAAACCGAGAAAGCAGUCUGGAAGAGAUCAACUGAAGAAAGAGAAUGGAUCCCGAGCAGACAAAGAAAACAAACGAUGUCGAGUUAAACUGUCCAGCAUGUUUACCAGCCCGACUGCACCCAAAAGCAAAUGGGAAUCUGGAGGUAGAAAGAGCAAGAGCCCAGAGAGUGAGGAGCGCUGUAAUCUGAGCAGGAAAGCAGCAUCGCGGGAGAGCGAUCCAGAGAUACACAGAGUGCCCCCUUUCCGAAUGGUACAGUCCAGACAGCAGGCUCCCCCAGUGGAGAUGCCAGACCCGGCGGCCGAAGACAGAAACCUGAUUGGAGAUUUCAGCAGGCCUCACGUCCUCUGUGCGGAAAAGGGAGAUCAUCAGGACCUGCACUACGUCUCACCACAGACCGUGGCAUCAGUACUGAGAGGCGAGUACAACGGUGCUGUAGAGAGGUACCUCAUUAUCGACUGCCGCUAUCCCUAUGAGUACGAAGGAGGCCACAUCAGGGGAUCUUUGAAUCUACAUAGUGAGUCUCAGCUCCUUGCUGCCUUGCUUCAGGAGCCAGCCUUGUCUAGGUCCUCACCACGAGCCAAGCUGCUGGAGAGUCCAUCUACACAAGUCAUGCUACAGGACAGCCCCACUAUGAAACCCAUUCUGACAGACAGCCCCUCUGCAACUGCACCUGAGCAGGAGAGUCCUUCCACGAGAACUGCAUUACAGGAGAGUCCCUCCACCCCAGCCACACCAAAGGAAAGUGCUCUUGGGAGAAUCACUGUACAAGAUAGCUCCAGUCCAAGAACCCUGCUCAUCUUCCACUGCGAGUUCUCUUCAGAAAGGGGACCUCGGCUAUGUCGGUUUCUACGGAAGAUCGACCGAAACCUGAAUGUUUAUCCUCAACUUUUUUACCCGGAGAUGUAUAUACUGAAGGGAGGUUACAAGGAAUUCUACUCCCAGUUUCAGAGCCUCUGUGAGCCCUGUGGCUAUGUGCUGAUGGUUCACGAGGACUUCACUGAUCAGUUGCGAAGAUAUCGGAGGAAGAAGCGUUCUCGGCCAUCUCUGUUUGGGAGGAGGAAGCAGCUGCUUGAACCGGGAAUGGAGGCGUGAACUGAGACUAAUGGGAAAAUGAAGAUAAAUGGCAUUGGGCAGAAUGGAGUGAACUUGUAUGAACUGGGAACUGGAGUGAAUUUGAAUUUAGAGAGUUGAAUUGGAAUGGGGAAUCAGUAAAUGAGGACAGUGCAACUAGGAUGAGGUCAAUGUGUAAUAAGAUUUUUAAAUGAAAAUAUUUUACUUGAAUAUUAUAAAAGGAAUAUUUAAAGUAUUAUUAAAUUAUCUGUAUGUAUUAUAUUAUUUAUAAUAUUAUUUAUUUGUAUUUAUAAAAGAUUAAGAACAGAGUGAUGCCUUGAGUAUAGCUCAUGAGGAAAAAUAAAAUAAUGAUGUAAUUUGAAAUGCUGCCUGUUAUUUGUGGCCGAUUGUUUUCUGUUUAUUAUACUUAUUUAUACACACCUUGAUUAUCACUUCAAUAGUAAUAGUCAGACACAGAUUUACUGUUCCAGUGCAAUAACAUUUUCCAAAAUUAAUAAGAUUCCACUUACAAAAAGGUGGCGGAAACUUUGCGCUUCAGCCACAGCUUAUCAGACCAAACCCAUUAACUUUAUAAUGCUAUUGUUUUGGAGUUAAUCUGAUAUCAAGGUGGUUAAAGUGUAAACUUAAUGUCCAUGUGUAAGGCUAAGCUCACACUGGGAACC
Molecule: messenger RNA, 2290 nt
Organism: Acipenser ruthenus (sterlet)
Lineage: Eukaryota; Metazoa; Chordata; Actinopteri; Acipenseriformes; Acipenseridae
Gene: cdc25d
Product: cell division cycle 25 homolog d
Exons: 13
Coding region: 240-1649 (469 amino acids)
Biological process (GO): positive regulation of G2/MI transition of meiotic cell cycle; G2/M transition of mitotic cell cycle; protein dephosphorylation
Cellular component (GO): nucleus; cytoplasm
Molecular function (GO): protein tyrosine phosphatase activity
Source: RefSeq, a predicted model, not a curated record